AUGAAUAAUGAUUUUCCUACACCAACAUUAUUUGAAACCUCUUUGUCAACUCCCAAAAUUUUUCUAUUGAGUAUUAUCAUGAAUCCAUCAAGUUUCAUACUUGUUUUAUUUUCCAUUACAUUGGCCGUGGCUCUCGCUAGACGUUUCUUAAGAUCCAAGAAACCAAAAGAUCAACAGCUUCCUCCAGGUCCAUUGGGAUGGCCAAUCAUUGGGAACAUGGUCCAAAUGAUCAUGAACCGGCCGGCUCACUUGUGGAUCCACCGCGUCAUGGAAGAACUACAAACGGAGAUAGCAUGCUUCCGCUUUGCUAGUUUCCAUGUCAUCACCAUAACCUCAAGCAAGAUUGCCCGUGAAAUGCUAAGGGAAAAAGACGAGGUUCUCGCUGACAGGUCGGAGUCAUACGCGAGCCAUCUCAUAAGCCAUGGCUAUAAGAACAUCUCUUUCUCUUCCUAUGGAGAGAACUGGAAGCUGAUGAAGAAAGUGACGACUACCAAACUUAUGUCUCAAACAACAUUGAGCAAAACACUCGGUUAUAGAAACCUAGAAGCUGACAAUAUCGUCACAUAUGUCUACAAUCUAUGCAAACUAGGGUCAGGAAGAAACCUGAUCAACGUGAGGGAUACAAUCUUAACAUAUUGCCAUGCCACGAUGAUGAGGAUGAUGUUUGGCCAGAGGCAUUUUGAUGAAGCGGCAGAGGAUGGUGGUCUUGGUCCGAAAGAGAAAGAGCAUAUGGACGCAAUAUACUUAGCUCUUGACUGUUUUUUCAGCUUUAACUUAACGAACUACAUCCCUUUUCUUAGAGGAUGGAACGUAGAUAAAGAGGAGGCAGAAGUAAGAGAAGCGGUUCAUAUAAUCAACAAAUGUAACGACCCGAUCAUCGAAGAGAGAAUACAUCUAUGGAGGAAGAAAGGCGGAAAAGAUAUGGAAGAAGACUGGCUCGAUAUCCUCAUCACGUUGAAAGAUGAUCAAGGAAUGCCUUUGUUCACAUUUGAUGAGAUUAGGGCUCAAUGCAAGGAGAUCAACAUUGCUACAAUUGACAAUACGAUGAAUAACGUGGAGUGGACGUUAGCGGAGAUGUUGAAUCAUCCAGAGAUUUUUGAGAAAGCCACAAAUGAAUUGGACAUGAUAGUUGGUAAAGACAGACUUGUGCAAGAAUCAGACAUACCAAAACUCAACUACAUCAAAGCUUGUAGCAGAGAAUCUUUUAGGCUUCACCCAGCUAAUGUGUUCAUGCCUCAUCAUGUAGCUAGAGAAGAUACUACUCUCGCUGGUUAUUUUGUCCCCAAAGGUGGUCAAAUUCUUGUGAGCCGUUUGGGACUUGGUCGGAAUCCUAAAAUAUGGGACGAGCCAAACACGUUCAAGCCAGAGAGACACCUCGAUGGCCAUGUUGAAAACUCACUAGGUGUGAAUCUGAUGGAGCAGGACAUGAGGUUCGUUACAUUCGGCACCGGUAGGCGUAGCUGCCCCGGGACUAAGGUCGGGGCAUCUAUGACCAUCAUGUUGUUAGCCAGGCUUCUCCAAGGGUUCGAAUGGUCUCUCCCUCAUGGUAAAAGUCAUGUAGAGCUCAUUUCGGCUGAGAGCAACUUGUUCAUGGCCAAGUCUCUACUCGCAUGCGCCAAACCUAGGUUGGCUCCAAGUUUAUAUCCGAAGAUUCAGACUUAA
Molecule: messenger RNA, 1662 nt
Organism: Capsella rubella
Lineage: Eukaryota; Viridiplantae; Streptophyta; Magnoliopsida; Brassicales; Brassicaceae
Product: dihomomethionine N-hydroxylase
Exons: 4
Coding region: 1-1662 (553 amino acids)
Molecular function (GO): oxidoreductase activity, acting on paired donors, with incorporation or reduction of molecular oxygen; iron ion binding; monooxygenase activity
Source: RefSeq, a predicted model, not a curated record